AUGAAGACUUCAAACGCUUUGAUCCAACAACUGCUCAGGGCGGAGGAGGAAGCCGAGCAAAUUGUACACAAGGCAAGAGAAAAUCGUGUUCGGAUGUUAAAAGAUGCCCGUGCAUCCGCAGAGGAGGAGCUAAAAGCAUUUCGCCAGAAGGAGGAGGAGAGGUUCAAAGUUGAAAUUGAACAGCGCCUCGGCCAGGACGAUUCCCUGACAAACGAGCUCGCAGAUAGGACGAAGGCGGAUAUAGAAAUAAUCAAGAAAGAUUACAUGGCAAACAAGGAUGGAGUCCUUGCAUUUAUCAAUGGAAAAGUGCUAGAUGUGGACACUGUUAUCGGCCCCAAGAAAGUCGCCAUCCUGCGCAAUUACGCAGAGCGCGGAGUCGACCCAUGA
Eimeria mitis is the source of this 387-nucleotide messenger RNA. Its product is annotated as vacuolar ATP synthase subunit G1, putative. Gene Ontology annotation, molecular function: proton-transporting ATPase activity, rotational mechanism. The transcript has 3 exons. NCBI's taxonomy places the organism in Eukaryota, Apicomplexa, Conoidasida, Eucoccidiorida, Eimeriidae. Gene Ontology annotation, cellular component: vacuolar proton-transporting V-type ATPase complex. The record is from RefSeq and is a predicted model, not a curated record. The coding region runs from base 1 to 387 and encodes 128 amino acids. Gene Ontology annotation, biological process: proton transmembrane transport.